AUGCUAAGAAUACGUAAUGGUGUUAGUUGUGCUAGACUUGUCAAAACGGCUCGUUUGAGCCCAGUUUCACGCAAAAUGGCUACUUUUCAAGGCGAACCUGCUCAAAAAUCCAACUGGCUGGGACGCUUUGUUUUGCGUGCAGGAUUAGCUGUCACUGCAUUUUAUGUUGGUGGUGUGGCUCUUUCUGUCUCUAACGACCAGUUUGGUGAAUUAUUCUGCGAUAACGUCCCGUUGGCCGAAGCAUUAGUCGAAACGUACGAAUCUUAUAGAGACGAGUCCUACCAGGCUUCCCGGAUGUCAUUGGACGAUUUGAAACAAAAAUUCGGUGAGUUGGGCACCAAGACAGACCUCAUUCCAGCGCGUGGCGCCGAUUCUACUUUGACCUCCAACGCAGUUGCCGCACUGCCAACAUCUACCGAAGUCAAAGUUGAAGACGAGUCAUUUGUGAAGUUAAGACUACCGCUGCUUGCCGUAAACAACACCUCAAACCCCAAGUUUGAAGAAUUGACAAAUGGUGUCAACGUGCAAAUCAACAGCAUCAAUGAGCAAUCGUUGAUUUUACCAGAGCCCACUUACAAUGCUGUGACCGAUGCGUAUUCCAAGCUGAAUAGCGCGCUACAGGAAUUGGAACGUGAUUUCCAAACCGAUCUCUCAGGUGGCUUGGCCAAGCGCUACGGUGAAGUCUCGGAAGAGCUACGCUCCAAAUACGAACUUCGGUUAAAAACCCGUGAAGUUGAGCUAACACAACAAUUCUUGAACGAAUUUAAUGUCUUCAAGGCACAACUGGAAACGAGAUCAUCAGAAGAGCUCUCCACAGCCCUAAGGGCCAACGAGCAGGCCCUUUUGGCCAAGCAGGCUAACGAGGUGGCUCUUCUGUCCAUCAAACAGGUCGAAGAGUUCAACAAAAUUUUGUCCGAAAAAUUGGACAAAGAAAGACAAGGCAGACUUGCUAAAUUGGAAGAUCUGGACAACUCUGUUCGCGGUUUAACAGACGCCAUCGACCAAGCCGACUCUCUCGUCAUGAGAAGUGAAGCGGUGAGUCAAUUGACGUUGCUAAUCACGCUACUGAAGGGAAAAUUGCAAUCUGGCUCUGAGCAAAGCUUGAAGCUUGAUACCGAAUUGCAAAGACUAAAGACACUCUGGGAUAUUUUACCAGGAAAGCCUGCCAAAUGCUGCAAGUCCAAAAAUCCUCCUCAGCUACUGGACGUGGUGAUCCCGCAGCUGGAAACCUUGAUCUCGAAGCAGCAAAUUUUGUCCAAUGAGCAACUUGUCAACAGAUGGAAUCUGUUGCAAAAGGACCUCGAAGCAGCAUCGUUGCUGCCUCCCAACGCAGGUAUUUUGGGACACGCUGCUGCCAAAUUUUUCAGCUUUUUCUUGUUCCAAAAGACAGGCGUUUCCCCGGAAAAUGACAUAGACAGCAUAUUGGCUCGUGUGGGCUCGAACCUCACACUUUCGAAACUGGACGAGGCCGUGGAAGAAGUCGUUGCAUUGAAGGGUUGGCCACGCGUGCUGUGUGACGAGUGGAUCCAAGAUGCCAGAAGAAAACUUGAAAUCGAAACUUUAGUUGAUGUUCUCGAUUGUGAGGUUAGAACUCUGUGA
Molecule: messenger RNA, 1599 nt
Organism: Lachancea lanzarotensis
Lineage: Eukaryota; Fungi; Ascomycota; Saccharomycetes; Saccharomycetales; Saccharomycetaceae
Gene: MIC60
Product: LALA0S10e04038g1_1
Exons: 1
Coding region: 1-1599 (532 amino acids)
Biological process (GO): cristae formation
Cellular component (GO): MICOS complex
Source: RefSeq, a predicted model, not a curated record